AUGACCAGGCGUCUGCUCCUCCUGCUGCUGCAGCUGCAGCUGCUGUUGUCGAGCUGUCACAGGGACAUAAACUGUCAACAACACACUCAUUUUGUCCACGGACUUUCUCUGUUAUGAUGGAGCUAAUAUGGGGUGGGUUGCACACCCUGUGACAUGGAGACUGAAGCAGGACCCUUCCAGCUUGCAGCUCCUCUUGAUAAACACAGCCGCCUGCUGUCAUGGCCUCCAGCUACCCUCCCCCCUUUGAGGGCACAGGUGAAGUGAAGGAGGGCUUUCUUUGCCCUCUGUGCCUGAAAGACCUUCAGUCCUUCUAUCAACUUCAGGACCACUACGAAGAGGAGCACUCAGGGGAUGACCGCCAUGUUAGGGGACAGCUCAAAAAUUUGGUUCAAAAGGCAAAGAAAGCCAAAGACAAGCUCUUAAAGCGGGAUGGAGAUGACAGAGCAGAUACUGGCAGUUAUGAGUCCUUCUAUUACGGUGGAGUGGACCCAUAUAUGUGGGAGCCUCAGGAACUGGGAGCAACGAGAAGUCACCUGGACCUUUUCAAGAAACACCGGGCGGCGAGGAUCGAUCAUUAUGUCAUUGAGGUCAACAAGCUCAUCAUCAGACUGGAAAAGUUGACAUCGUUCGACAGGACGACUUCAGAUGCUGCCAAAAUCAGAGCCAUUGAGAAGUCUGUAGUUCCAUGGGUGAAUGACUCCGAUGUCCCGUUCUGUCCUGACUGUGGAAACAAAUUCAACAUUCGGAACAGACGCCACCACUGUCGUCUCUGUGGCUCCAUCAUGUGUAGAAAGUGCAUGGACUUUGUCCCGUUACCUUUGGCCCAGAAGCUGAUUAACGGGACACGAGAAGCUCUGUGUGUGUAUGGAAGUCCCAGUCACUCCCAGUCUCCCCCUGCUGGAGGGGGCAGCAGUGGCGGAGGCAUGGGCUCCAGGAGAGGCAGCAUCAGCAGCCUGAGCAGUGUGACCUCCAUGCUGGAGGAAAAAGAUGACGAGAGGAUCCGCUGCUGCCACCACUGCAUGGACAAACUGAUGAAGAGGCAGCAGAAGUUGGAAGAGAAGGACCACACGCCUGAUAUAGUGAAACUUUAUGAGAGGCUGAGGAUGUGCAUGGAGAAAGUGGAUGAAAGGGCUCCAGAAUACAUUCGAAUGGCUGAGUCUCUCAAUGCAGGAGAAACCACCUACAAUCUUGACACAGCGGGUGGACUCAGACUGGAAGUACAGAAAUACUAUGAGCUAAUCGACGCUUUAAGUAAGAGGAUUUUAACACUGGGAACUAAGGAUGAUCCACCACCCCAUCCAAAGGUGCUCCAACUGCAGAGGAUGAUCCGAUAUACAGCCACACUAUUUGUUCAGGAGAAGCUGUUAGGUCUCAUGUCAUUACCCACCAAGGACAAAUAUGAAGAGUUAAAAGAAAAGAGGAAACAAGAACAAGAGAAGAGACUCCAGCAAGAGAGACUGGCAACACAGGAGACCCUGAAGAGGAGGCAGGAGUCAGAGAGAAACCGUCCACCUGUAAGCACCAAUGGAGAGCUGCCGCAAGCCCCUCGAGCACCACGCAUGACCAAGGCUGGUGGCUGGCUGCCCUCUGCAGACUCUGGUCACGCACACAGCGAGCUGGAGGACCCUCUCCUCCAGCAGAUCAAGAACAUUCAGUCGUUCCUCCGUCAAGCCCGAGAGGCUCAGCGAACAGACGAGGUUGCUAUGUUGGAGGAGAACCUGCGUCAGCUCCAGGACGAAUAUGACCAACAGCAGACCAGCCUGGCCAUUGCUCUCUCCCAGAAGCUGGCUGAGGAGGAGAGCUUGCAGGAGGGGGAGUUCAAACGUCUGGAGGUGUGGGAAAGGCAGGAGCGCUGGGGACCCGCGACCCAGUCUUCCUUCACCAGGGAGCAGCCGUUGGAUAUCAGCCCAGUAGGAGGUUUUCAAGACGAGCAAGACACUGAAGCAGAGGAGCUGACUCCCAAAGCUGAGAGGAGCCCGUCAUCUGUGAGAGCGUUCCCUGCUCUCACAAGUCAGGAGGAUUCGCCGCCUAGGCUGAGGAGUUUGGGAGGACACAUAACCCCUCCUGGUGGUGAAGGACAGCACGGCUCUUCCUACAACCCCUUUGAUGAGGAUGACUCGACUCCUGUUGAGGAGGAUCCAUCCAAUCCUUUCUCUGAGGACAUUAAGAGGGAGCACAGAGAAGUAACCAACGGAAAGAAAGAAUAUAACCCCUUUGAUGAAGAUGUCGAGGAGGACAACCAGGCAGAGAACGUAACAGGCAACCCGUUUGAAGAGGAUGACAACACAGUAGCCGGUAAUCCUUUCAAGGAGGCCUCUGGCAAUUCUCCGGGAGUCUCCACCAAUCCCUUUGACGGGGAUGAUGACAGCGAGGCUUUGCCCGAUUUGGACAUGAUUGAAGAAGAACUGCUGCUGCAGCAGAUCGACAACAUUAGAGCCUACAUUUUCGAUGCCAAGCUUAGCAGCCGACUGGACGAGGUGGAGCUGCUGUCGGAGAACCUGAGAGAGCUACAGGUCACCCUACAGGAACAAAAGAAAAAGAAGCGCUGAUGCCUUCACUUCAAAUUUCCUCCCUGAUCACCUGCUACUUACCAAGUCCUGCAAGGCUAGCUCACUUUAAAUGACUGAUGAGCCCACUGAUUUUAGUUUGGGUGAAGUCUACUGCAGCACAGAAACAAGAGGUUCGCCCCAAAAUGGAAUGUACUAAAAAUCAGUGAUCCGGAAUGACUUCAUUGAGUUCCUAACACCUUUCUAAACCACUUAUCCUGCACAGGGUCAGAGAGCUGGAACCUGUCCCAGCAUGCACAGUUUUUAAGCACCACAAGUAAAAAUCAAUUUUUACAAAAAGUGUUGCUCUUGUGUCAGUAUCAUGAACAAUGGAAGACAGAGGAAUGCCACGUUUACGAAUUUUGGUAAUGUGUUUUUCGACUCGUCCUGUGAGUGGUGUCUGGCUGUGGUCUUUUGGAAGUCAAAAUGUGUCAUUUAGUUCUCAGCCCAAAGCUAUGAAUGAAGACGGAACAUGUUGCCAUGGCAAAGGUUGAACAAAGCAGCCAUUGAUAAAUGCACAAAAUCCCCGGUUAACAAUUGAUGCAUUGGAAUAUUGGAUGUCAUUUUUAUUCAACAUACUCUUCUAGUUUGUCAAAACAUCAUGCCUACAUUAACCACAAUGCAACACGACUCCAUACAUGUCUGGUGGAGAUUUGGCUGUGUUGUACUAGCAGUGGCUUAAGUAGCCUCGAACAAAGUUAGGUUAUGCUGCAGAAAUCUGGGAGCUCACUUUCUAACUCCACAAACAAGUAACUUUGUAGUUUUAAAUCUCAUCGCUCAAAAAAUUCGGAUUUUUCUUUGGAGUCAGCGUACAACAUACUCGCACUCUUAAUAAUGUUGAUACACGGAAUCUGUGAAGUUCACAGUAUCAUGUUGCGGCACCCAUAACUUUAGUUUAAUCUGUUAUUUAAAUUCCUGCUCUAAUUAUUGCCAAAGAACCAAACAUCUUUCAUCUGGGUCUUGACCUGUUGUAUUUCAGAUCAAAUGUCCUUUUUAAUUAUCCAGGAACAAAUUUGACUUUUGAAAGUGUUUUGCAUUUGAAGGAACCUGACAAUUAAAAUAUUGUCAAAUAUCAAUAUUUAAUCAGGCCUACCCAAAUCGCCAAAAUUGACACCGCAGCACCUGUGGCUCUUCUCAUAGAUUUGUGGGGGGAAUUAAAAGUACAUAAUGCAAAAUGAAUUUCCUUUUUGUCAGUUAUGUUGAUUAAUAUGAUCGUAAGGAAUAGUUGUUAAACAUUAUUCACACUGUUAAUAACUACGGAUAUAGUUGCUGUACAAUAUCUAACGUAAUUUCGGUUUCAGUGAAAUUAGAUGUAGUUGUUGUGUAAAACAGAAUUAAAACAUGAACACGUUGACCUGCUCUUGCUCUGCAUGGUUCCAGGAUCUAGCAGAAUAAAUUGAUCAAUAACUUUUCGUUGAUGUCAAGAUUGGCUUCCUUUUUGUAGCAUUUUAAAUUUUUAGUUUUAGAAAUUGCUUAUUUGUCACAGUGAGCCACGUAGAAGAAAAAGGCUUUCAGGUCCUACUGUGCAACCCCAGGUUGUGAUGGCACUACUGAUCUGACUGAGGUUAUGUUUGAUACUGGGUCUGUGUUUAGAGCCAGUGGACAACUUGUCCUGCUUUUGUUUUUUUUAUAUAAAUUCCAACGAAUUGAUAGAAUCUUUAACACAUUGCACUUGUACUCUGCUAUUGGCUAAGAUCGGUGUGUAGAGCAUGUUAACUAUUCAAGUGUCUCAUCUCAGAAGCUUUCCCCAGCACUUACCAUGUUCCUAAUAGCCAUAGAUGAAUGGAAGGCAACAUUCAAAGGUACAGUGAGUAAGAAUUAGUGACAUCUAAUGGUGAGAUUAUUAACAAACAGUGGACUCAUGAUGUGUUUUAGUUGUAGUUGGAAGUUGGAAUUUCUGAGUUGGAGGUUUUAAUCCAAAGUUAAAGCAAACUCACAAAAUGGCUAUCACUGGUAGAAAACAGUAAAGCUAAUUUUACUGUUAUUGCACUUCUAUCUUAUUUGUUUUACAUCAAGUCAGUAAUGUGGAGCGUUGUUAUAAGAGUUAUUGCUAAUGGCCCAAGAUAUGUUUGCAUCCAUGAUUUUUCCCCCCCCAACCUUUCAACUCCUAAUUCCUACUUUUGAUGUACAUGGAACGCACCAUCGCCACUCCCUUUCUAAUUGGGAGCUACGGUGGCCCUCCCAUACCAGAAAGAAUGUUGUCCUUAGUUUGCAUAUUAGCUUCCACCUGCAAAAAUGCAAAACACAUGCUUCAGCUGGUUUGUCUAUUUGGGCUGCUGUAGAAACCUGAAAAAAAUAAAUAUAAAAGUCUAAAGUACAUAUUAAAGACUUAUUGUAAGGCUACAAAAAAACUCAUUUUAAAGCAUUUAAACAUUACACAAACAUAGUUACUGAUACUAUUUUCAAUUUCCCGCCUACAAGUUGCACACUGGACCGUUUAAGUCAACAAAUAAGGCACAGAGAGUUCACGGAGUCAAUGUACAAAAAUGAAAUGACUAAUUUCUUAGGUCACAUCAGCAUUUUACACAUAACUACACUACAUGAUUACCAGCAAGUAUUACGACUCUGUGCUGCUACGUCUGUCCAGACACAAACCUGAUUGUGUUUUUCUGUCUCUCUCUCUGUUCAUAUUCCUCUCCAAAGACAGAAGUGUCUUUUGUUGCCUGUUAAUCUCACUGUGCACAUCUGUGAAAAAAAUAAUCAUGUGACACUAAAUGUUUUGUGACAUUGUGAAUAACUUGAGGAGCAGCUUCCUUAUGUAUGUUGGCAGAAAUUCAACUAACACAUUUGUAUUUAAAACAAUAAUUGCAAAAUAAAAUUGAAAAUAUGAACACACAGAUGUUGCUAUGUUAACUUUAGGAAAAACCGUCUUCACUCUCUCUCACAAAUAAAAGAAAUAAGUUGUCAACAGUCAA
This is a messenger RNA of Solea senegalensis (Senegalese sole), 5461 nucleotides long. RefSeq names its product rabenosyn-5. Lineage: Eukaryota; Metazoa; Chordata; Actinopteri; Pleuronectiformes; Soleidae. The transcript has 12 exons. The coding region runs from base 219 to 2549 and encodes 776 amino acids. Gene Ontology annotation, molecular function: metal ion binding. The record is from RefSeq and is a predicted model, not a curated record.